Chenopodium quinoa (quinoa) is the source of this 1443-nucleotide messenger RNA. RefSeq names its product F-box/kelch-repeat protein At3g23880-like. The record is from RefSeq and is a predicted model, not a curated record. The transcript is spliced from 2 exons. Lineage: Eukaryota; Viridiplantae; Streptophyta; Magnoliopsida; Caryophyllales; Amaranthaceae. Bases 1 to 828 code for a protein of 275 amino acids.
AUGGUUUCCCAUCCCUUAACUCAAUGUAAGUUAAUUUCAAAACAAUGGAAUUCUACCAUUUCACAUCCUAAUUUCAUCCUUCAUCAUUUCAAUAAUAUUAUAUGUAGUCACCCUUUUACCCCUCUUGAAUCUCUCUUCAUUCAAUCUGGUAAUUCUUUUUACCUUUACUCUUGUGCUAAUCAAGAUUAUGAUGAUGUUGAUUAUGUUGCCGAAAACAAUUUGAUUAGAUUGGUUGGAUGUUCAAAUGGGUUAGUUUGUUUUGGUGGAAGAAAUGGAAAAUACUUCUAUUUAUAUAACCCUAAAACUAACCAAUCCCACAAAUACUACCCUGGUGACUCUGAUUUUUGGAAAUCUAAUUGGUCAAAACCCAUAACUUGUUGGGGUUUUGGGUAUGUAUCAUCUAUUGAUGACUAUAAAGUGGUUAGUAUAAUUCCAUAUUGGAAUGGAAAAGUUGCUAUGGUUCAUGUAUUUUCACUAAGGUCCAAUAUUUGGUUGAAACUCGAAAUUGAUUUAGAGGAAGGUGAUUUUAUUAUCAGUCAAGCAAGGUUAGUUAAUGAGACUUUGUAUUGGAGAAUAUGUGGUGGUCGAAUCGUUGCCUUCGAUUUGGCCCGGGAGAUAUUUGAGUUCUUCCCUCAUUUGGGAAUCAGUCGUGGAGUUAAGAAUGAGUUAUGUGUGAUGGGAGGGUGCUUGUCCAAAGUUCAAAUCCUCAAAAAGAUAAGUUUUGAGCCUCUAACUAUACCAUUCUUCUGCCAUAUACAUAUAGUAUCAACCGUGCACAAAAAAAAAAAAAAAAAAAAAAAUCAUGCAUCCCUAGUACAAUAUACAUAAGAGGGCUACAAAUUAAAAAAUUUCAAGUUAUUAAAAUUACAUUAUACACCAAAUUGAAGAAAAGGCUCACCUAAACAUAAUUUGCAACUUGCUUCUUCACUUUCACUGUUGAUCCACAAUCACCUUUAUGCAAAUUAAAAAUAACAAUUUUGUCAAAUUUGAAAAACAAAUUGAUCAUGCAUAAUAACAUAAAUGAAACUUAAAUAUGAAUACAUAUAUAGUGGAAUGAAAAAUAGAAAGGAACUUAGUAAUUCAAUAGUGUGGGUAUAUGAACAAUUAACUUCCCUUUAUAAAAAAACACUAAUCUUUCAUAAAAAAAAAUAAUAAAAUAAAAUAAAAAACCACUAAUUUUGGGUUUAGCAUCCUUGUAUUUACAUUAUUAAAACGAACUGAAGUGACACCGUUGUAAGUUAGAGAACACUUUUUUCACACAAUUUUUUUUAAAUAACGAUUAAACUUAAAUCUACAGUUAGUUUGAAAAAAGUUACUCCCUCCGUGUUUUAAUAAGUGUUACACUUACCAAAUCUGGUCGUAUUUUAAUAAGUAUUACACUUUCUUUUUUGGCAAAAAACUACCUUUAAAUAUUAUAUCUCUCUCCUCUCAUAGUCUCCACCC